AUGGCGGGGAGGCUCACGCGCAAGGCCAUGGCCGUGCUGUGCUGCAUCAGCUUGAUCGAUUGCAUCAACUUCACCAUGUUAAACCCCUACGUGGAUGAGCUGGUGGCCCAUGUGCUUGACAAGCCUCCCGGCGAUCCUGGCAUAUCCAUUUAUGUCUCCAUCUUGGUGGGGUCUUACGCCCUGUGCGAGGUCUUGUUCAGCCCCAUGUGGGGCUUGCUAGCUGACAAGUUCGGCCGAAGGCCUGUCUUAUUGACAGGCCUUGCUGGAUCAGCGGUCUCGUCGGUUUUACUGGGUCUUGCAGACAGCUACCCAACUGCUCUUGGUGCUCGCCUCUUGGAUGGCUUCUUUUGUGGGAAUGAGUGUGUUGCAAAUACCUACUUGGGUGAGUUGGUGGACUCUGACAAUGAAGCUCAAGCCUUUGGCACCUUGGGCGCCGUCUUCUCAUUUGGGCUUUUCCUGGGUCCCAUGCUGGGUGGAGGCCUGGCGCAUCCCGCGGGCUGGGAGCCGCAACUAUUUGCCGACACGUUCUUUGAGCGCCAUCCGUUCCUUCUCGCUAACCUGCUUUUUGCUGUCUUGGUGACAGCCGUGUUUGCUUUGGGCCUUGUCGCGCUGCCCGAGACUCGGAGGAAUGGGCAAGAUGCAAACCUGCUUCAAGACACAGAGGGUGGUGGUGCAAGGAGGCUUGGACACCUUCUUCCCCAAGGCCGGAAGCUUCGGCAGCUGUUGAUCGCAAGCAGCCUCCUAAGUGGCUACGUCGCUGCCCGUCUGAACAGCUUCAUCCUGGUCUCGUCCCUGCCGCGGACUUUGCACGGCCUGGCCAUAUCGUCACACCAGCUUGCAUGCAUCCAAGCCUGUGCUGCCGUCAUGUUAGCCCUGAACCAGGUGACCUGCUAUACAUGUCUAGUGAACAGGGCCGGGAAUCACGCUAGCUACGCCCUGGGCCUGCUUUGGACGAUCGUCGUCACCUUGCCUAUGCCCCUGUAUUACAUGGCCGAGCAACAUCAGUCAACCUUCUGGCGGUUGCUGCCAAUCACGCUCUGGCAAGCGACAAGUCAGUUGGGAUUUGGCAUCGCUUUCCCUAUCUGCACGGUGCUUGUCAACAAAGAGUGCAGUGCACACAAUCGGGCCGUGGUGAAUGGAUGGUGCGGCUCGCUGAACGCCCUUGCUCGUGGCCUGGGCCCGGAAGCUGCUGGCGCCUUGGUGCACGUGGGCUGCGCCCUGGAGACGUGGGAUCAUCGUCUGGGGCGCUACCUCGGUUUCUAUGUCAACCUCAUUCCAGCAUCGGUCAGCGCUGUUCUAGUGCUUCGUCAGCGUACAGGGACCUCGGCAUCAGAGUGUCCGUGGCAGCGCCGCAGCGCUGCUGCAGAAGCGGAGGGCGAAGCUUGCGAACUCGGUGGUAGGUGA
Messenger RNA from Symbiodinium natans, 1404 nucleotides. NCBI's taxonomy places the organism in Eukaryota, Dinophyceae, Suessiales, Symbiodiniaceae. The record is from the annotation of a GenBank genome assembly.